Messenger RNA from Babjeviella inositovora NRRL Y-12698, 660 nucleotides. RefSeq lists its product as uncharacterized. The transcript has a single exon. NCBI's taxonomy places the organism in Eukaryota, Fungi, Ascomycota, Pichiomycetes, Serinales. The record is from RefSeq and is a predicted model, not a curated record. The coding region runs from base 314 to 493 and encodes 59 amino acids.
CGGAUCGCUGUAUUGAGACUAUCUAAAAAUAUCUUACCCUUGGUGCCUCGCCAAUGACCUUCACUCCAAUCAGAUAGCGCCCCCUUUCUGAGAACUUCCUCGGCCUUUUCUCCCUGCAUAUGGUUGCCGUAUCUUUCUAUAUAAAGCUGCACCAUGUCCACAUGGAAGUCGAGUCAAUAUAAUUAGACACCACAAAAGUCGAUAUAGUAUACUCACAGGACUGACUUCCUUAGUGUGGAAGGCGCACAAACUAUUCCAAGCACACGAGCUCUCCCAGGCAUACGACCUACCUUGGGCACAUAGACUAUCCCUGAUGGGUCGUGAAAAUUCCCUGUGUGAACUUAAAUGGCACGGCUCCGCCGAUCGUAGAGCUCCGUUGUCUAACGUGCUCCACGAUACUCCGAGGUCAGCAUUCGCCCGCUUCGAAAAUUCAGCCAUAGAAACCACUAGACCUACGCCUUUUUUGAUCGGCUCCCCAAACACUCAAUCGUAAAAAAAACACAGGCCACUCCCAUGGAUGGCUUUUUUAUUCUCGCUUUUGGUUUUUUCCUCUUACCGACCCAGUAGAGGUUGGUAAUCAUAGUAUACCCCUGGCUUGCCAACGUUCAUAACCAAGACAUCUAGUUGACGCUUGCGCCACAGAUUUGCCAUGGAUCUGCA